Puccinia graminis f. sp. tritici CRL 75-36-700-3 is the source of this 1113-nucleotide messenger RNA. RefSeq lists its product as uncharacterized. The transcript is spliced from 7 exons. The record is from RefSeq and is a predicted model, not a curated record. The coding region runs from base 1 to 1113 and encodes 370 amino acids. Lineage: Eukaryota; Fungi; Basidiomycota; Pucciniomycetes; Pucciniales; Pucciniaceae.
AUGGUCAUGUCAAUGAGUGACCUCAUCCAGGGUGAUGUCAAUGAUCCUUCAACCCAGUUCGAAGGAGUCCGAGACCAAUUGAUUCCUCUCAUCGAUAGCCCUAAUCAUACUAGUCCUGUUGCCAAUCAAGAGAUUGAUCCAGCCAAUCUCUUCGGUCCUUUAUCCACUGCUGAUACCACAAUGAACGACACAGUAAUCUCAAGCCUUGAUUGCGCCAUCAACAAAACCUGCACCGAUCUUCAAUCCAAGUUGAAUCUAGAUCCUGAGCACUUGAGUAUUGCACUCUUGACUAGCACGUGUGAUCCUGAAGCAAGACACGCGAACAUGAUAUUUGCUAUGGCUGCAUAUCAUCAGCUCAGCGUUCAGUCUAACAUGAGCUCGGCUGCAAACCAUUUGUAUGACGACAGGUUCAAGGACUUUGUGCGCACUCAAGCUUGCAUGAUCUUGCUCAACCCCACCCUUGAAGCAUAUUCGAACAAUCCACAUCUAAAUGGAGCUCUUCCGAAAACUUUGUAUUAUCUCACCCUUGAUGCGGUUGAUCAACAGUCCACUGAGUGGAAAGAAGACCAUCUCGCUUCUAAACAACUUCAAGAUGAUCCGGUUGCUCUUGAAAAUUACCGAGAGGCAGUUGGCGAGCUCUUGAAGAAUCAACGCAGCAACUUGCGUACACUGCUUUUGGCAAACAUACUCGAAACACAGAGGAUUACCAUCAAGGGACCUGUUCCCAAUCGCCAUGAGAUGCUAACUUCUAUCUACCAAGACCUCCCACCCAAGGGGGAGAAGUUGACCGCCACCCAGAUCCAAGCCCAAGUCAAUGGGAAUUGGGCGAUGCGGAUCCGAAUGAGCUAUGCUCGACUGGUGAUGGUGCACUACUACGUCCACAAGUCUAAAAAGACCUCGCAGUGGGUGGAAAUUGACGAACGACUUGGUAUUUUACGAGCCUCCUCAGUUGAUUUUCAUCAGCACCACGCACAGCUCGUCUUGGAUAAGGAUAACGAGCUUUUCUCUCACCUCAAGAAUUUCGGUGAAAUUCCAAAGGAGGACUUUACUGUUCCUGGCCUUCACGAUGUCCGAGCUUCAAUGAUGGCUCGUGGAACCCCUGCCAACGAAUAG